Molecule: messenger RNA, 1155 nt
Organism: Limulus polyphemus (Atlantic horseshoe crab)
Lineage: Eukaryota; Metazoa; Arthropoda; Merostomata; Xiphosura; Limulidae
Product: RNA-binding protein 24-A-like
Exons: 4
Coding region: 235-945 (236 amino acids)
Cellular component (GO): cytosol
Molecular function (GO): RNA binding
Source: RefSeq, a predicted model, not a curated record
CAUGUGCUAACUAUCCGCCCAGGACCUAUGAAACAUUGUCAUUUUCUGACUCUCCUUUCAGGGUUUCAUUGUUCAUAUUUAGGCUCAGUACGUCCAUAAUUAGGUGAUAAUUAUAGUACUGUGAGAAAUAGUUACGAAAGAAAUCCUGCAAUUAGCUGUCUAAUUUGUUUUCACACGACUUUACACAGUUACCUCAUCGUUUAUUUUUUUCUAGUGUUUGGAGCUUUAGUCAGCAUGUCAGAAAUUCCAACUCAUAACAUGAGCGGUGUACAGCAGAGGGACACCACGUUCACCAAAAUUUUCGUCGGAGGGCUACCUUAUCAUACAACAGAUAAGUCUCUCCGACAGUUCUUCGAAGGAUUUGGAGAAAUUGAAGAGGCUGUCGUCAUUACGGACAGACAGACAGGCAAGAGUAGGGGAUAUGGUUUUGUAACAAUGGCAGACCGAACGGCGGCUGAACGUGCAGUUAGAGAUGCCAAUCCUAUCAUUGAUGGGAGAAAAGCCAACGUAAAUCUUGCCUACCUUGGGGCCAAACCAAGAAUAAACACAACGAAUGGAUUUCCCUUGCCAGUUAGGGCAAGCUACCCUGCUGUACUGCCAGGUCAACUUAGCUUCCCUGCUCAGUAUGUCUAUCCUUCGCCUUUUCUUCCUGCUUCACCAGGACUAAUUGUAUCUCCACACGCUCAGCUGUCUCCGGCAACAGCUACUGGACACUUCUACGAUUACGCAACAGCGUAUCCAGCUCAGUAUACUAAUGGACUGGAUCCAUCUUAUCCGAUUUCAGCAGUGACUACGACGCCCCCUGCUGGACAUGGAGGAAACCCUUACUUACCCACUGCGGCUUAUGCCUAUCCAUUCACUCAGCCUCUUCAUGGAGCAACCCCUGCUAUAUUUCCUGUAUCUUAUGGCUCUCAGCCUCAAAUACAGGAAGCCAGGAUGCAAUAAUGAGGCCUUCUGUAAAUUAGAAUACUAAUUAUGGUAACGAGUAGGACAUUCUACCUAACCUGCAAAAUUACGUUGGCCUAUAAGCAUAAUUUAUGAACAAUUGUGACAAGAAAAAUUGAAUAUGUUAUAAGUACAGACAAUUUGUCUACAUAUAUACUUGUGUAAAGUUUAGUUUUCGUCUUGUAUGUCAACUGUGAUGUCAUGCAGUGU